AUGCAAUUAGCUAUUCUGGACUUUGAAUCCGCUUUCAACUCUUCUCAUCGAGGCGGUUCUCUCAACGCGCUUUGCGCUGAUGGAGUACCAGGAAGAGGUGCUUCCGUGAAUUUGUACCACUACUAUCUGGAAAGCAACAGACCAAACCUGAAAGUUGAUUUCGUGGGAGUGUCUCCACCUACAGAACGGCACAAGAUCAUAGAAAAACCACAAGGGAUGGUAGGAUUGAACGGUGUCGGAGGCGGGAUGCUCCAGUGCGGUGUUCUUGGAGCUGCACAUCUGCCUAUUUUAUUUGGCGUUCUGUUUUCAAUAAAUUUAGGAGCUACUUACAUACUAGCAGUUGUGAAAUCCGAUGUGGAACCGAUCUUCCCCUAUGUUUCUGCAGCAGGGGAUCAUCGACCAGAAUCAUGUCUGUUCGGUCUACUGCUUAAUUUGUCCAGCGUAGUAUCAUUGGUGGUCGUAUAUUUGAGGUAUUCGCUCAUUACGGUGCUCGUCCACGACUCCGAUCCUGACCCUCUUCUAGGAAGCUUGAACUUUAUUAGCCUUAUUUUUGGAAUGCUAGGCGGAUUCGCGAUGAUGAUUAUUGCAAAUUUCCAAGAAACCGCACUGAUUACCGUGCAUUUAUCAGCCGCUUGUUUAUGCUUUGGUUCUGGUUGCUUGUAUAUGAUGCUCCAGUCAUGGAUCACUGUAAGGAUGUAUCCACUGUACACAAAUCGACGCAUCGGAAUCAUUCGUAGUUGCAUAACAGUAGUUUCAACUGUCUCUUUCAUUAUGGCGGUCUCGUUCGGCAUCUAUGCAGCUCAUGAAUUCCAUCGCUAUUACCCUGAUUUACCAACACCGCGCCCAUGGAAUAGGAAGUAUUGGCAGCCGGGCUAUAAUUACCAUGUAGUAUCAGCUAUUGCUGAAUGGAUUAUGGCAAUAUCGCAUGUGUUCUUCAUUGUGUCAUAUUCUCACCACAGCCCAAUCCUUCGAUCGUUCAAUGAUCUGGCUAAUAUGUAG
This is a messenger RNA of Necator americanus (New World hookworm), 999 nucleotides long. RefSeq lists its product as uncharacterized. Lineage: Eukaryota; Metazoa; Nematoda; Chromadorea; Rhabditida; Ancylostomatidae. Bases 1 to 999 code for a protein of 332 amino acids. The transcript is spliced from 9 exons. The record is from RefSeq and is a predicted model, not a curated record.